This is a messenger RNA of Symbiodinium natans, 195 nucleotides long. The record is from the annotation of a GenBank genome assembly. NCBI's taxonomy places the organism in Eukaryota, Dinophyceae, Suessiales, Symbiodiniaceae.
AUGGAAGACUAUGAGAAGCAGAAGCAGUCGGGCAAUAAGUCCAUCCACCACUUCUCUGAUCUGAUGACCGUUAAUGCUUGGGGCGGUGGUGCCAAGCCAGUGCUGCCAGGCAAGGAGGACUUUUUGCAGCAGUUGCAGACCGCCCUCCUCCAAUUCCAGCGUGCGCAUCAAGUGGAGAAUGGCAAAGGAAGCUAA